Messenger RNA from Podarcis lilfordi (Lilford's wall lizard), 1095 nucleotides. Lineage: Eukaryota; Metazoa; Chordata; Lepidosauria; Squamata; Lacertidae. The record is from the annotation of a GenBank genome assembly.
AUGGCAAACUCAGUUGUGAUUUCUGAUCUGGAUUUUCUGGAUUAUUAUCUAGAUGGUAAUUACAGUGACGUGUACGGCACCUUUGACCCUAACAGUAUAGCAGCAGCAGCCUCACCUUGCGGAAUUAAUGUUACACCAGAUGUUUUCAAGUACCUAGUGGCAUUCAUCUACGGUCUCACAUGCCUUCUGAGCCUGGUGGGAAACUCCUUGGUGGUUCUGGUGAUUGCCUACAACAAAGGAAACCGUUCUGCCACAGAUGUGUAUCUUCUGAACCUCGCCAUUGCUGAUCUCCUCUUUGCACUUAGUUUGCCAUUCUGGGCUGUAGAUAGAGUGCAUGAAUGGAUCUUUGGUACUCCCAUGUGCAAAAUCCUGUCACUCCUGAGGGAAGUCAACUUCUACAGCGGCAUCCUCCUGCUGGCCUGUAUCAGCGUGGAUCGCUACCUGGCAAUCGUUUAUGCUACUCGGGCAGUCACUCAGAAGAGGAGCUGGGUCAAAUUUGUCUGCGUUGGCAUCUGGCUGUUCUCCUUCCUCUUCUCCCUUCCUGGGAUUAUCUUCCGUGUGGCUUACCUACCAUCCCAUUUCUACAAGUGUGUUUGCUAUGAAAAUAUUGAAGGGAAUCAGACACCUGAGAUUAGGGUGAAACUGAGAAUCCUGCCACAAACAUUUGGCUUCUUUCUUCCCUUGAUCAUCAUGCUUUUCUGCUAUGGUGUGACGGUACACAGACUCUACCAGACUAAUAACAGUCAAAGAAAGAAGGCCAUGAAAGUCAUCUUGGCUGUGAUGCUGGUCUUCCUGGUCUGUUGGCUGCCCUACAAUAUCUCUCUGCUUCUUGAUACGUUAAUGAGGUCUGGAGCUAUUGGUGAAACCUGUGACCUUCGCAACAGCAUUGAUGCAGCCCUUUCGGGUACGGAAAUCCUGGGAUUUGCUCACAGCUGCAUAAACCCUAUCAUAUAUGCCUUCAUAGGGCAGAAGUUCCGGAACAACUUCCUCAAGAUCCUGGUCACAAGAGGCAUCAUCAGCAAAGAAGCCUUGACUCGGUUUAGAAGGGGUUCCUCCUUCUCAUCGACCUCUGGCAUCACAUCUACAACUCUGUAA